Messenger RNA from Pelodiscus sinensis (Chinese soft-shelled turtle), 940 nucleotides. The record is from RefSeq and is a predicted model, not a curated record. Lineage: Eukaryota; Metazoa; Chordata; Testudines; Trionychidae.
GGGGGGUGUUUUUUCACACUCCUGCCCACUGUCUGUUUUGCAGACUACAGUGCUGGCGCAGACACAGCACUACAAGGCCUGCGGGGACGUCGUGUUUUCAGUGCAGCCCUGUCCCAGCUCCCUGGUCUUGGAAAGCCCCACGGUCAGGGACCAGUUCAGGAAUCUGCCCGUAGAUCACAUCGAAGAAUCGAGGCCUAAAUGCAAGGCUGCUACUGCUAGAUGUACAAUCAACUGCACAGAACAGACCACCUUGAAUGUGUGUGCUUGGGUUCUUCGUGGAGAUCUGAGGAGGCCCGACCAAAGGGUUUGCAGGGCCCAAAGCAGGAUGCUGGGAGUGGGGCCCUGGACCCAGCCGGUGGAUGGGUUUCCUCAGCCUGGCUCUCGCACUAUGGAUGCUCCAGACAUUCCUCAAAGUGAGCUAGCAAUGUGUUUCAGUCAGUGGACAGAGCUAUCUAAUCAACCGAAGAUCUCCGGUAAAGUAAUGGAUCUUUGUAAUGCUAUUUUUAAUGACAUGCAGAUAGAUGAGGAAAACAAUGAGGACAUGUAUAAAAGAUUUUUAUUUCACUACUCAAGAGUUCAAGAACCAGCAUAUCCACUUAAACCUGGGUCUUCCCCUGUGCAUCCUUUAAUGCGCCUUGCUUCAAAGCUCUCUGAGAGAAGAAUGAAAAGAUUCCUUGAUCCAGAAUCACAAAUUGCUGCUGCAGAGUUUACAAAGAAGGACAGUGCUGGUACCAUGGGACGGCCUUUUUUUCUUUUCAGGCCUAGAAAUGGAAGAACUAUUGAAGAUGGUGGUGAAUAGGACUCUGAAAGAAUUCCAUGUAAUGUGAAGUUCAUGGGUUGACUUGAAGAUGAUUUAUACAAAGAAAAAAUCCCAUUGGACUAUUUGUCUAUUGUUUUAAGUGACUAAUUUGACUAGAAUAUACUGUCCCGUAAUAAAUUA